Molecule: messenger RNA, 6135 nt
Organism: Aspergillus ochraceoroseus IBT 24754
Lineage: Eukaryota; Fungi; Ascomycota; Eurotiomycetes; Eurotiales; Aspergillaceae
Product: putative AMP binding domain protein
Exons: 6
Coding region: 183-5717 (1844 amino acids)
Cellular component (GO): cytosol
Source: RefSeq, a predicted model, not a curated record
UCUACCUCCGUUUUGCAAGGGGCCGCACAAGCUGGAGAAGUUGUCUUCUUUCCCUCCAGCGCCUCAACGAAGUCGCUCAACGGCCCUGCGAUGAAGGCUUCAUCUACCCCUAACCCCCCAUCUACACGCUUAUUAGAAUUAAAGCCCCUCGCUUUGUCUCGAACUGGCACACCUUCGUGAACAUGGCGGACGAUAAUCCCGAGCUCCAGGCCGCUCUGCAGCAUCUGGAUAGGGAAUUAGAGGAGGGCGAUAUCACGGAGAAAGGUUAUCACAAACGUCGCACCCUUCUUCUCUCGCAAUUCCUGGGGUCAGGCAUGGCCUUGGAUUUCAACGCAGCCGGCUCAGUCGCCCCAUCUACGUCCAUCACUAGCUCUGUGAAACCUCCGCCAGCUAUUCUCAAUGUCCGACCACCAACGGCAGAAUCCGCCACCCAAGGUGUACAUUCCCACUCUUUCCCGGGCGGCUCCGACCAUAGGCAAAGCAACGGAAACCUCGGGCAUGAUCGAAGAAUAGGCGGGGACGCGCCACAGUUGUUUGAUAGGGAUGGCGGUUUGAUGCCGCAGCAUGAUCGAAUGCCUUCUGCAUCCUCGUACGAUUCUCUAUUCCUUCCAAAGGCCCCGCCAGGCCCUCCCGUACAAGAAGACUCCAGGACAGCUACGUUGCUGAGCCAGAACUAUGCAUUCAGCCCUGGCGGGCCCCAGGAUCAUUUCGAUGAAUCGGCUGGUGCAUCCGACGUGGUGCCUGGGGGAGUCUCACGACAGUCAACAAUGCUGGAGUCACAACAAGGCUUCUUUUCCGACUUCGCAGGUCAACAACAUGAUGAUUAUAGGGAUAGCUAUGGUGGUGGCUUCCACCGCUAUUCUCAAUCUGAUGCAUUUUCUCCAACUGCAAACAUGGCCCCGCCAUUGAUUCCUACUUCGGAAUUGCCUCAUGGCCCGGCAGUUGAUCACCUAUUACCAUUAGAGCCCCGCGAUAUCCCAUUCGCAGUAAAUGAUCCUCAUGACAAGAAUACACCUAUGUCGAAUUUUGACAACAUUCCUACCGUUCUUAGACACCGUGCUCGAACCAACGGGAAGCAGCCCGCGUAUUGGGUCCUGGAUCAGAAAGGCAAGGAGAUUGCAUCCAUUACUUGGGAGAAACUUGCGAGUCGUGCAGAGAAAGUUGCGCAGGUAAUUCGUGAUAAGAGUAAUCUCUAUCGUGGAGAUCGAGUGGCUUUGGUCUACCGAGACUGGGAAGUUAUAGAGUUUGCCGUCGCUUUAAUGGGAUGUUUUAUAGCUGGGGUUGUCGCUGUUCCUAUUAACAGCCUUGAGGACUAUCAGAGUUUAAAUCUGGUUCUCACUUCCACUCAGGCCCAUCUCGCACUGACAACGGAGAACAAUCUCAAGAGCUUCCAAAGAGAUAUCACGAUCCAAAGGUUAAACUGGCCUAGAGGGGUAGAAUGGUGGAAAACCAACGAGUUCGGAAGCUACAAUCCGAAGAAGAAGGACGAUACACCGCCACUAGUCGUUCCAGAUCUUGCGUACAUUGAAUUUUCCCGUGCUCCCACGGGAGACUUGCGCGGAGUUGUUAUGAGUCACCGAACGAUUAUGCAUCAGAUGGCUUGCCUUGGUGCUAUGUUUGCCACCAUACCCUCCUCAAGCAACUCAAGGCCAAGGGGGGAAACCAUUAUAACAUACCUUGACCCAAGGCAGGGCAUUGGUAUGAUUUUGGGGGUGCUACUCACUGUAUACGGCGGCCACACCACUGUCUGGCUUGAGGACCGAGCUGUUGAAACUCCUGGUCUUUAUGCUCACAUUAUUACCAAAUAUAGAGCUACCAUCAUGGCUGCCGAUUACCCUGGAUUGAAAAUAACUGCAUACAACUACCAGCAGGACCCAAUGGCUACACGACAUUACAAGAAGAAUUCUGAACCCAACUUCGCGAGUGUUAAACUUUGCCUAAUCGACACUCUUACCGUUGACCCGGAGUUCCACGAGGUACUUGCAGACAGAUGGCUGAGGCCUAUGAGGAAUCCACGAGCCCGGGAAAUUGUUGCACCAAUGCUGUGUUUACCGGAGCACGGAGGCAUGAUAAUCAGCGUUAGAGAUUGGUUAGGCGGCGAGGAGCGGAUGGGUUGUCCCCUGACGCAUGAGAUGGAUCCCAUUGAAACCCAGGAAGAUAAGAAAGAAGAAAAGAAAGAAGAAAAGACCGAGAAUACUGGGUUUGGAAGCAGUCUGUUGGGCGGUGGCUCACUUGCCCCAGCUCCACAGGAACAUGGGAAGAAUGAACUUGGAGAAGUGCUUCUCGAUAAGGAAGCUCUGAAGAGCAACGAAAUUGUGGUUUUGGCCAUGGGUGAAGAUGCGAGAAAAUACGCCGCCACAAUACCAAAUGCUAUUCGUGUUGGGUCGUUCGGCUACCCUAUUCCGGACGCAACUUUGGCAGUUGUUGACCCCGAAACCAAUCUACUUUGCACCUCUAAUGUGGUUGGUGAAAUUUGGAUUGACUCACCCUCGCUCUCCGGCGGAUUUUGGGCGUUACCGAAACAUACAGAAGCAAUUUUCCAUGCAAGGCCCUACAAAUUUGAGGAAGGCAAUCCAACACCUAUUCUUGUUGAGCCCGAGUUCUUGCGAACAGGUCUUCUCGGUUGUGUAAUAGAGGGCAAGGUCUUUGUCCUAGGCCUAUAUGAAGAUCGACUUCGACAGAAGGUAGAGUGGGUCGAGCACGGACAAGAAAUUGUUGAACACCGUUACUUCUUUGUUCAACACAUGGUUGUUAGCAUUCUCAAGAAUAUUCCCAAGAUCCAUGACUGCACAGCCUUUGACGUGUUUGUCAAUGAAGAACACCUUCCAAUCGUUGUAUUAGAAUCAUAUGCAGCAUCCACAGCACCAACAACCUCAGGCGGCCCCCCACGACAACUGGACUCAGCUCUCCUUGAAUCUCUUGCAGAAAGGUGUAUGGAAAUUCUUUACCAGGAGCAUCACCUGCGAGUGUUCUGUGUCCUCCUCACCGCUCCUAACACUCUGCCUCGUGUUAUCAAGAAUGGAAGACAAGAGAUCGGCAAUAUGUUGUGCCGCAAAGACUUCGAUGCAGGGUCCUUGCCAUGUGUCCAUGUCAAGUUCGGUGUUGGGCGAUCAGUCAUGAAUCUUCCCAUCGGUGUUGAUCCUGUCGGAGGCAUCUGGUCCCCCUUGGCCGUCAUGUCUAGACAGGACCUGCUGACUUUACCAGAUAAACAAUAUUCAGGUGUAGACUACCGUGACGUAGUUAUGGAUGAUCGCACAUCUACACCGCUUAACAAUUUCUCCACCAUCGUUGAUCUACUACAAUGGCGUGUCUCGCGCCAAGCAGAGGAGUUGGCUUACUGCACGAUCGAUGGUCGUGGGAAGGAAGGAAAGGGCAUAACCUGGAAGAAGUUUGACUUGAAGGUUGCUGCUGUUGCGAUGUACUUGAAGAACAAAGUCCUAGUUCGACCAGGCGACCAUGUGAUUUUGAUGUACACACAUUCCGAGGAAUAUGUCUACGCCGUUCUUGCCUGCUUCUGCCUAGGAGCAGUUGUCAUCCCACUUGCUCCUAUCGAUCAGAACCGUCUUUCUGAGGAUGCCCCUGCGUUCCUACACGUUGUCAGUGACUUUAAAGUGAAGGCUAUCAUUGUCAACAAUGAUGUGGACCAUGUGAUGCGACAGAAGCUUGUUUCUCAACAUAUCAAGCAGUCUGCACAGGUUCUCCGGAUAGGUGUGCCAGCAAUAUAUAAUACCACAAAACCCUCGAAACAAUCGCACGGAUGCAAAGAACUUGGGUUUACCGUGAAGGAGGCAUGGAUAAAGGCGAGUCACCCAGCCUUGGUUUGGACAUACUGGACACCAGAUCAGCGCCGAAUAUCGGUUCAAAUUGGCCAUGACACCAUCAUGGGCAUGUGCAAGGUGCAGAAGGAAACAUGCCAAAUGACUAGCUCGCGGCCAGUUCUUGGUAGUGUACGAAGUACCUUGGGUCUUGGGUUUCUGCAUACCUGUUUGAUGGGUAUCUACGUUGGGGCACCAACCUAUCUCGUAUCACCUGUUGAUUUUGCUCAAAACCCCAUGACGCUGUUCCUUGCGCUCUCCCGGUAUAAGAUUAAAGACACAUAUGCUACUAGCCAAAUGUUGGACUACGCUAUGAACACAAUAUCCGGGAAGGGAUUCCAGCUCCAGGAAUUAAAGAACCUGAUGAUUUCCGCGGAGGGCCGGCCAAGAGUGGAUAUUUACCAGAAAGUGCGCCUAAACUUUGCUGCCGCCAGCUUGGACCGGACGGCAAUCAACAUUGUCUACUCUCAUGUUCUAAAUCCUAUGGUUGUCACAAGAUCAUAUAUGUGCAUCGAACCCAUUGAGCUGUGGCUGGAGCUUCGGUCCUUACGACGUGGAAUGAUUUGUCCAGUAGAUCCGGAUUCCGAUCCAACCGCACUUCACGUUCAAGACUCGGGAAUGGUCCCAGUAAACACCCAAAUAGCUAUUGUGAACCCAGAGACAUGUGCACUAUCCCAGGUUGGUGAAUACGGCGAGAUCUGGGUUCAAUCAGACGCCUGCGCCACGUCAUUCUACGGGUCCAGGCAAGAGUUUGAUAUGGAACGAUUUAAUGGCCGAAUAGUGGAUGGAGACCCCAACGUUGCCUUUGUGCGGACUGGAGAUUUAGGUUUUCUCCACACAGUCACCAGGCCUAUUGGUCCAGCGGGUCAGCCUGUCGAAAUGCAAGUCCUGUUCGUCCUGGGAGGAAUUGGAGAAACUUUUGAGGUCAAUGGGUUGAAUCAUUUCCCUAUGGACAUUGAAAACUCCGUGGAGAGAUGUCAUCGUAACAUUGUGACCGGUGGAUGUGCCGUGUUCCAGGCGGGUGGGUUGAUUGUUGUGGUGGUGGAGGUUACAAGAAAGGCUUACCUAGCAUCUCUCGUACCCGUCAUUGUCAACGCGAUUCUUAACGAACAUCAAGUCGUUGCCGAUAUCGUUGCAUUUGUCUCCCGUGGAGACUUCCCAAGGUCCCGAUUGGGUGAAAAGCAGCGUGGUAAGGUAUUGGCAUCAUGGGUGACUAGAAAACUGCGAACCAUCGCGCAAUUCAGUAUUCGCGAUGUAGAAGGACAUGAGUUCUCGGCGGGAGCUAAUCAACAUCGCGCUAGUAAGAGCUCAAAACCGGGAAGUAUCAUGGGACACAGCGUGAGACGGUCCACUACUGUGUCUGAAAAUGAUCAUCCUGUGCCUCUUUCGCCAACUCCAAUCCUAGCGGAGAAUACAGGAGAAGCAUAUAUGCCUUCAGUCCACAGCCCUACCGGGACCAUACCUGAAGGUGCUCCUUCGUCUGUUCCCUACAUCACAGACCCGGCAUCUCGGCCAGCAACAUCCUCAACCAGCAACGGAAACCCUUACCUUCCAGGUAACGAACGCGCUACAAUUUGCAAUUCGGAGCACGGCUUCGAUUUCGGAGACUUUGGAGUCCCAGCAAACACUGGGGCACCAUAUGAACCAACUAUACCAGCUGUCACAGCUGAAAGCCUCCCUUAUCGUAGCGCCGCUGACCAUCGUACCUUCCCCAACUCACAGCAAGCCCAAUUCAGCUCUAUGCCUGGUAGCCAAUUCCCCCAGCGGUCCGAUUCCUACGUUGCGAAAUCUGCCCCAGACACAUCAGACGAAAGUCCCGGAGAAUGGCCCCAGGAAGCCUUGUUAUAUCAAUCUUCUUUGGAGGGAAACGGCCAUGGAGCAGGUCGCCGUAACUUCCUAUAGUUAUGACAGGGGCAUUUUUUAUAUCCGAUUUAGUUUUGACUCGGCUCGACUUUUCUUUGCAUAGCCUGAUGAACCAAUUUACCUUGUCUUUUUAUUUUUUUUUUUUUUAUUUUUUUACCCUCCCUUGUUCCCCGUCUACCCUGCUUAUGUUUGACUUGAUUCCAUUCCUCCUUCCUUCCUUCCUUCCUUCCUUCCUCCCUCAUCAGAUCUCAUCGCAGUGUGCUUUACCCAGCGGCAUAGUAAUAAUGUCCAGGUUCGAAAUCGAUAAAUCUCGCGAAUUCUUUUUCUCCGAUGAUGAGGAUGAUGAUGAUGACGAUGAUGAAUUGACACCUUUUCAAUGUUUUGUACAUCCAUACCCAGCCUACUGUUAUACACUUGUUAUCUAUAAAACCAUGCAAUAAAAGAUUCUUUCCCUUCC